CCCCUCCCUCGGCUCGCCGCUGCCAUGAAUUUCUUUUUUUUCUUUUGAAAUUUUGCUUUCCUCUCUCUUUUUCCGCUUUCCCUCCAUGUGUUGUGCAUCAGGAGUGUCCGCGUAAAAUCAGAAUCAUGGCAUUUCAAGAGGAUCUGCAGCAGAAUACCUUGAAGGAGCCGGUUGUGACCGGCUUCCAGAGUAUGGAGGCCGACGACGGCCCUGAGGUGGAUGAAGUCAAGGGAACGCGGUAUGACAUGACCGAGAUGGAUCGCAUGGGUAAGGCCCAGCAGUUUAAGAGGAAUAUCCGUCCUCUAGCAGCGCUCAGUUUCUCCGCAGUGUUGCAAGCGACUUGGGAGUAUAUCUUGCUGUCCAACUACCAAGGUCUGCAGGAUGGCGGACUGGCAGGGAUGUUAUGGACAUAUGUCUGGAGUACCGUUGGAUUCGGCUUCAUCAUCGUUUCCUUGGCUGAGAUGGCCUCUAUGGCCCCUACAUCCGGAGGCCAGUACCAUUGGGUUUCGGAGUUCGCGCCCGCCAGGUAUCAGAAGUUUCUGAGUUAUGUGACGGGCUGGAUGUCGGUUCUUGCCUGGCAAGCAGGCACCGCGUCCGGGUCCUAUUUGACCGGGUCUAUCAUCCAGGGGUUGAUCAGCGUCAGAGACCCUAAUUACGACGCUACCGGCUGGCAGGGCACCUUGUUCGUCUUUGCCAUGAUCCUCGUCGCUUAUUACUUCAACGUGUAUGCCUCGGGUCUCAUGGCUCGCAUGCAGAAUGUGCUGCUUGCCACCCACGUGCUCUGCUGGGUAGUGAUAGUCGUCUCGCUCUGGGUGCUGUCGCCUCGGCAGUCGGCCGAAGCAGUCUUUACCAAGUUCGAGAACUUCGGUGGGUUCUCUUCAAUGGGGUUGACGGUGAUGGUGGGUCAACUCUCUGCCAUCUAUGGCUGCCUCAGCUCGGAUGCGACAGCCCACAUGUCCGAAGAGAUCAAGGAUGCCGGCCGUUACGUGCCGAUCGCCAUCACAUGGUCAUAUUUUGCCAAUGCCAUUCUGGCCUUGAUUGUCCUGAUCACCAUGCUUUUCGCGACUCCCUCCGUGGAAGACGCUCUGAACGAUGCCUCAGGCUACCCACUGAUCUAUGUCUUCAAGCAGGCGACCGAUACGGCGGGCGUCAACGGCUUGAUGGCGAUCAUCUUGAUUCCGGUCAUUCUCAGUAACAUCCUGUUCAACGCCUCCACCGCGCGGCAGACAUUCUCCUUCGCUCGUGACCUGGGCUUGCCGUUCUCGCGAUGGACUGCCAAGGUGGAUGAGAAGCGGAAGCUGCCGGUCAAUUCAGUGAUUCUGACCUGCGUCUUGAGUGCCCUCUUGGCCCUGAUCAACAUCGGCUCGGAGACCGCGUUCAAUGCUGUGGUGUCUCUGAACGUGGCUGCGCUGAUGUUCUCCUAUUCCAUCUCCAUGAGCUGUCUGAUCUGGCGCAAGCUGUACCACCCAGAGAGCUUGCCGCCUGCUCGCUGGGGACUCGGCCGCUAUGGGCUAGCUGUGAAUAUUACUGGAUUGAUCUAUGUUCUCUUCGCGCUAUUCUGGUCCUUCUGGCCGAGCGAGCUCCCUGUCGCAGCUGAUACUUUCAACUGGAGUGUCGUCAUAUUCGGGGCUAUCUUCAUCCUCAGUCUAGUUAUGUACGUUGUCAAGGGCAGAUGGGAGUAUGAGGGACCGGUCACACUUGUGAAAAAGGAUGGCCAUGAUCAAUAGUAGACUGGAAAAAGGGGAGUGUAUAUACUUAUGGAGUAAGCUGUGAAAGUGAGGGAAUCUGGAGAUACAUAGACUGCACACUGAUUGCAUAACUUAUCUAAUUACGAGUAUGCUGACUCAGCGCAUUGCAUGCACUGUGCGGG
Messenger RNA from Aspergillus saccharolyticus JOP 1030-1, 1870 nucleotides. Its product is annotated as amino acid transporter. Gene Ontology annotation, molecular function: transmembrane transporter activity. The record is from RefSeq and is a predicted model, not a curated record. The coding region runs from base 126 to 1727 and encodes 533 amino acids. Gene Ontology annotation, biological process: transmembrane transport. Lineage: Eukaryota; Fungi; Ascomycota; Eurotiomycetes; Eurotiales; Aspergillaceae. The transcript is spliced from 5 exons. Gene Ontology annotation, cellular component: membrane.